Molecule: messenger RNA, 1560 nt
Organism: Diaporthe batatas
Lineage: Eukaryota; Fungi; Ascomycota; Sordariomycetes; Diaporthales; Diaporthaceae
Exons: 14
Coding region: 1-1560 (519 amino acids)
Biological process (GO): transmembrane transport
Cellular component (GO): membrane
Molecular function (GO): transmembrane transporter activity
Source: RefSeq, a predicted model, not a curated record
AUGGGGCUUCAAGAGAAAACAGUUGUUGCUGAAACCAGGCUCGAUGGUCCCCACGAACCGUCUGAAGUAAAGACAAAAUCGUCCUGGAAAGGAUAUUUGUGGGACACUUGGACAUUACCCCAGGACCAGCGCCGAUUGUUGUUCAAGUUGGACGCUUUCGUAUUAACUUUCGCUUCAAUCGGUUAUUUCCUGAAGAACCUUGAUCAGACUAAUGUUAAUAAUGCGUUUCUAAGUGGGAUGAAGGAAGAUUUGCUGAUGUAUGGGAACGAGCUCGUCACCAGCACAUCCAUCUAUACUGUCGGAUAUGUUAUUGGCCAAAUCCCGUCAAACCUCUUGCUUACACGGAUCUCCCCACGAUGGGUGAUACCUAUGCUCGAGUGUGGAUGGGGAGUUGCCACAAUUUGUACCGCCUCUGUAAAGUCAUACCGGGCUCUCUACGCCCUGCGGUUCCUCGUAGGCCUCUUUGAAUCCGGCUUCUAUCCAGGCAUUCAUUACAUGCUGGGAUCGUGGUAUACACCCCGUGAGAUUGGCAAGCGCGCCAUGGUAUUCUGGCUAGCUGGCUCUAUUGGACAGAUGUUCAGUGGUUUUCUCCAAGCUGCAGCUGUAAGCAACUCAUUUUCCUCGUCCAUUUUUAAUGACUCCACAGUUGAUGGGAUAAUCACAAUCCCGCUCGCCCUGGCUGGUUUUGUGUUCUUCCCUAACAUGCCGGGUGGUGGGAAAACCUGGUGGAUAACCGAAGCGGAAAGCACUCUCUCAGUGGAAAGAAUGAAGGCAGUUGGGCGUGCCGGAAAGCAGCCAUGGACACGUGAAAAAGUGAAGAAGAUCCUCCGCAGUUGGCAUACCUAUCUGCUUCCAUUGUGCUACGUUGUCUGGAAUAAUGGCUGGGCUCAGCCAGCAAUGGGCUACUGGCUGAAGAGCUUCAACGAGACUCCAGCCCCAGUGCCGGGCACCUCGUUCUCAGUGGCCGAUAUCAACGACUUGCCGCUUCCGACUACUGGUAUUUUCGUCGUAAUGGCUUUGAUAUGGGGCUGGGUUUCAGAUGGGCCGUGUCACGGCCUUCGCUGGCCUUUUAUUUAUGUCGGUGCCGCUAUUACUCUGCUUUUCAGUGUCCUCUUGCGGCAAAUGCCGCUGUAUGAAAACAUCACCAGCCGCAUGGUGGUUUACUGGCUCAGUCAGAUCGGUAAUGGCGCAGGGCCACUCAUCCUGACUUGGAUCAAUGAAAUCUGCUCUGAUGACACUGAGAAGAGAGCAUUGAUCGUGGCAUUGGGCAAUGAUCUGGCGUAUGUGGUGCAGGCAGUUGCACCGAACUUUGUUUGGAAAACCACCGACUUUCCCGCGGCUAGGAAAGGGUACCUUUGGUGCAUCGUCAUGCAAAUCCUGCUCGUCAUGGUGACUGCUUCUAUCCAGCUUCUCCUUUGGCGGGACAGAAAGAAGGCGGCCUCGGCCAUCAAUGGAGAUCUGUUGCCAUCGCCAUCUCCUAGUGAUCACAACCCCGGGGCCUCUUCGAGUGACAUCAACGAAGGCCAGGCAGUUACCAUUAGUAAAUUCUCGCCUGUUUGA